AUGAGGGCAUUUUUGUAUCUGCAUGUCUAUGAUUGGAGGCUUACAAGAGAUGUAAUUAUUGAGUAUAUUGAUAUGUCCAUGGCACUUAAGGUAUUUACACUUGCCGUCCUUGUGGCCAUUGCCCUCGCCCGCCCUGAGAACACACCGUCCUAUGGAUAUGGCGCUACAACGCCCUCUUCAGCACCUGCCAAAUACGACUUCAACUACGCCGUCAACGACCCACCAUCUGGCAACGACUUCGGCCAUCAGGAGGCCCGAGAUGGCCCCAACACUCAGGGUUCCUACUACGUCCUACUUCCUGACGGUCGUCUUCAGAGGGUCACCUACACUGUCAACGGCGACUCCGGUUAUGUGGCCGAUGUCACCUACGAGGGUGAUGCCACACCACGCCCCUAUACACCCGCUCCCCAGUAUGCUUAGAGAUUAA
Molecule: messenger RNA, 427 nt
Organism: Penaeus indicus
Lineage: Eukaryota; Metazoa; Arthropoda; Malacostraca; Decapoda; Penaeidae
Product: pro-resilin-like
Exons: 3
Coding region: 1-420 (139 amino acids)
Cellular component (GO): extracellular matrix
Source: RefSeq, a predicted model, not a curated record